Artibeus jamaicensis (Jamaican fruit-eating bat) is the source of this 3428-nucleotide messenger RNA. It is a transcript of the gene HNF4G, whose product is annotated as hepatocyte nuclear factor 4 gamma. Gene Ontology annotation, biological process: regulation of transcription by RNA polymerase II; anatomical structure development; cell differentiation. Gene Ontology annotation, molecular function: zinc ion binding; nuclear receptor activity; RNA polymerase II cis-regulatory region sequence-specific DNA binding. Gene Ontology annotation, cellular component: nucleus. NCBI's taxonomy places the organism in Eukaryota, Metazoa, Chordata, Mammalia, Chiroptera, Phyllostomidae. Bases 312 to 1538 code for a protein of 408 amino acids. The transcript has 10 exons. The record is from RefSeq and is a predicted model, not a curated record.
GCCAUCCAGCAAAGCUAAUAUCCUCCCAGCAUAUGGUCUAAAGUCCCUGCUAUAGAUCGGGAACAACAAACAAACAAACAAACAACCGCCACAUCCUUGAGCCUCCUCUCCCCGAACACGCAGCCCCACCCCCGCCCUGCACCUCCGCGCCUCCCGCCAACUUCCCAGGCUCCGCGAAGAGCGGCGGGGACGCGGCUGCCGGGGUGGGUGGGCGGCCCAGGCCGGCGAUGCGGUGGCCGGUGUGCAGCUGACGGCGACGGGAGCGCCGGGAGCGGCUCCGCGCAGAUAGUUCUGCCCCAGAGACAACAAGUAUGAGUACCACAGACAAUGGUGUCAACUGUCUAUGUGCUAUAUGUGGGGACAGAGCAACAGGAAAACACUAUGGAGCAUCCAGCUGUGAUGGGUGCAAGGGCUUCUUCAGGCGCAGCAUUCGCAAGAGUCACGUGUAUUCCUGCAGGUUCAGUCGGCAAUGUGUUGUUGACAAGGACAAAAGGAAUCAAUGUAGAUAUUGUCGAUUAAGAAAGUGUUUUAGAGCAGGAAUGAAAAAAGAAGCUGUGCAAAAUGAACGUGACAGAAUCAGCACCAGAAGAAGCACUUUUGAUGGCAGCAACAUCCCCUCCAUUAACACAUUGGCGCAGGCUGAGCUCCGGUCUCGCCAGAUUUCAGCCUCAAGCCCUGGUGCAAGCACAGACAUAAAUGUUAAGAAAAUUGCAAACAUUGGUGAUGUCUGCGAAUCUAUGAAACAGCAACUCUUGGUCUUGGUGGAAUGGGCAAAAUAUAUUCCUGCCUUCUGUGAAUUACCCCUGGAUGAUCAGGUGGCCCUGCUGAGAGCUCAUGCAGGGGAACAUUUACUGCUUGGAGCUACAAAAAGAUCCAUGGUGUAUAAAGAUAUUUUGCUUUUGGGAAACAACUACAUUAUUCAGCGCAACAGCUGUGAAGUCGAGAUCAGCCGUGUGGCCAACCGAGUUCUAGAUGAGCUGGUCCGACCAUUUCAGGAAAUCCAGAUUGAUGACAAUGAAUACGCUUGUUUGAAGGCAAUUGUUUUUUUUGAUCCAGAUGCGAAAGGACUGAGCGAUCCAGUGAAGAUUAAGAACAUGCGGUUCCAGGUGCAGCUGAGCCUGGAGGACUACAUCAACGACCGGCAGUACGACUCGCGCGGCCGGUUCGGGGAGCUGCUGUUGCUGCUGCCCACGCUGCAGAGCAUCACCUGGCAGAUGAUUGAGCAGAUUCAGUUUGUCAAACUGUUUGGGAUGGUUAAAAUUGACAACCUGCUGCAGGAAAUGCUACUGGGUGGUGCUUCCAAUGACAUUAGUCAUGUCCAUCAUCCAAUGCAUCCACAUUUGUCUCAAGAUCCAUUAACUGGACAAACCAUACUUCUAGGCCCUAUGUCAACACUGGUUCAUACAGACCAGAUCUCGACUCCUGAAACCCCACUCCCUUCCCCACCACAAGGCUCUGGACAAGAACAAUACAAAAUAGCUGCAAACCAAGCUUCAGUUAUUUCACACCAGUCUCUCUCCAAACAAAAGCAAUUGUGAGGAAAUGUUUACUUCUGAACAGCACUGAAUAAAUGUGAAAAAUUACUGGUCUUGAAAUGUCUCAGGAUAUUGCUUUUGUCAAACUCUUAGCCAAGGCUUCUUCAUGGUGCUGUUGUAAGAUGGUAAGCUAUUUUCUUGUUUUUAGGCUCAUUUUGUAUGUUGUUGCUAUUGUCUGAAACCAUCAGUUGCAACCACUGUAUUAUUUGAGUUUUGAUGUGUUUAUAUCGUAUGAUUUUUCCAGCUUCCUUAGCACUGUGCCUUAAGCAGUCUAAUCUAUGUACUACUUUCAUCUGUUGCCUCAAUAUUAAUUUAAACCUGUAAAUAACUGCUUCACCAUUAUUUCACACAGAACUAAGUGUUCUUUUGACUGAGGAUAUUAGAUCAGAAAUCUCAGAUUAAUAUACAGUGAACCAAAUUUUUAGCAAAUUUUAAACUUGAAAAUUAGAAAAAAUACAGCAGUUGCCAUAGAAUAAGGUAUAUAGAUCUUUGAAGAUCACUUAUAGAUAUCCUGUGGUUUGGAAGUGCCUUUUCAGCCCACAGUUAAAUAUGCCUAUUUUAAGUUUAGAAAAAUAUAAAUAGCCAUUCCAAGGAUGGCUGGAUAUUAUUUGAAAUUUGACUAUAUUUGAAGGUGUAUCAUAUGAUAAAAGGUGUUAGUUUCAGCAGAUGGGUCACAGGCUAAACUAGAAAAAGAAAUCCCUUAAAUAGUGGCUCAACCAAGAGAGAAGUUUGUUUCACUGUCCUAAAACAAUGCGGAAGUCGUCUUCCAUGGACUAGAACUUGGCACAUGCCCACAUCCAGCUCACGGAGGGCCUGGGAGAGUAGGAAGAAAGCCUUAGGUCAACCAAAGCUACAACUCUGGAGAACUAAUAAUACUUGGCGACAAAUUAGCCAUCUUUCUGUAUCAUGUGUGUUAGCUCACUUUGUCCUCACAACAACCCUGAAAAGAGAUAUUAUUAUCUUUCUGUUAUAAAUAAAGUAAUCCAUUACUUAGAUUGUUUAAGUAAUGUAACCAAAGUUCAUAAACCUAAAGAGCAGGAGAGCCACAUUUAAACCCAGGUCUAGUUAUUCCUAUGAAAUAGGAAUAAAUAUAUUUUUGGUGUGACAUGAAAACUGUAGGCUUCUUACUGUGGUUUUUAAAUAUGUACAAUUGACUACUGAUCUAAUACUAUCUGUCAUGUUAUCUAUAACACAUAUUUACAUGUAAGCCAUGAGUGUCAAAUUGCUGCAGCAUAAAAAAAAACACUUUUAUACUUUGAAUAAGAGUCUUACCCCUAAAAAAUAUUUUAAACAAAUUAAAGAAAAUAAAAGCUACACCAGUUGGGUUAUCAUGAAAACAAAAAAUAAAUUUAAAUUAUUAACUAUCAGAUUUUUCAAAAAUCCAGCAACCCAGGGAUAUACUAAAUGUCUUUUCUGAACCUAGGAGUACAGUUCAUUGGAGGCCUAAACUAUUUGAUAUCAUGUAAGGCUGGAGCCUAUUUAAAAACAAUUAAUAAUGGGUUGCCUUGUAAACCAGUAAUCACGCAAACUCUCUCUCUCAUACUUUAUUAGUUGAAGCAGGGAACAACUGGUUGAAUAAUUAUUAAUGAUAUAAAGAAGUUAUCUCAAGUUGUAAGAGACUGAUUUACAUGAUUUUUUAGGGCCUUUCAAAAUUUCUAAGAUUACGAUUUUAUAACCCCCACUUACCCUGUAACUAAAAAGUUUCAGUGGAUGUUAAGUAACUUGCCAGUUCUUAAAGUGAAAUUGAACUCUGAAAAUAGAAAAUGAUUACUUAGAAGCUAUGAUUGAUUUAAUAGAAUCAAUAAAUUCUUUCAAUAGCUGGCAGCUUUGUGCAAGUGUGAAAUCUUCGAGAAAGAAAGAGAAAAGCUUUUUUAACUUACAUUUUUCUUGGAA